Paraphaeosphaeria sporulosa is the source of this 646-nucleotide messenger RNA. RefSeq lists its product as uncharacterized. The transcript has a single exon. The record is from RefSeq and is a predicted model, not a curated record. NCBI's taxonomy places the organism in Eukaryota, Fungi, Ascomycota, Dothideomycetes, Pleosporales, Didymosphaeriaceae. The coding region runs from base 67 to 510 and encodes 147 amino acids.
CCGACCCCACCACUCGCCCGCCAGCGUCAUCGCCGCCCCUCGGCGCUUGGCGCAGACCCUUCCGACAUGGUCCACACGUACAAGCAUCGAGUUCACGCUGCACGCACACGAAGACGCUGGACCUGCAUGUCCCCACUCGCUGCUGCUGCUGCUGCUGCUGCUGCUGCAACUGCACGCCUGCUAUCCAUUGACGAGCCUCGAUCCGAGCCUGUCCACUUUGCUGCUCGUGCCAUGCUCGUGCAUCGUCGGGCGCUCCCUCAAACGGCAGCCUGGAAGAGUACGUGGCCUGCGAACACCGUCUUCCCCAGUCCAUGGGUUCAACGCACCACCCCUCUCCACGGCACCGCCGUGGCCCAAUGUCACCCUGUCACCACCGCUUGCCUGCACGUGCAUUCCCCUCGCUCCACGCAUACACGCAGCAAUACCACCACACGUUGUGCACCACGGUCAGAAAGAACAGCUUUUGAUUCCUCAUUAUCAGUCAUAAUAGUCCGUCGCCGGCUGUCCUAAAUAGACACAAUCCCUCGAAAACAAUAACCCUUGUUCCAGCGCUGCUCGUUGCGCUGACCGAAAAAGAAUAAGAAACAUAAGCCAAGUAGAACAUCCGCCCAACGAGCAUGCACCCUCCAAAGCAUCGUCAUCGCAU